This is a messenger RNA of Empidonax traillii (willow flycatcher), 1806 nucleotides long. It is a transcript of the gene VDAC1, whose product is annotated as voltage dependent anion channel 1. Gene Ontology annotation, molecular function: voltage-gated monoatomic anion channel activity. The transcript is spliced from 9 exons. The record is from RefSeq and is a predicted model, not a curated record. Gene Ontology annotation, cellular component: mitochondrial outer membrane. NCBI's taxonomy places the organism in Eukaryota, Metazoa, Chordata, Aves, Passeriformes, Tyrannidae. Bases 46 to 897 code for a protein of 283 amino acids. Gene Ontology annotation, biological process: monoatomic anion transmembrane transport.
CCGAGGCGGAGCGGGAGCGCGGCGGGGCCGCGGCGGGGGCAGAAAAUGGCUGUUCCACCUGUUUAUGCUGAUCUGGGCAAAGCUGCCAGAGAUGUUUUCACCAAGGGAUAUGGUUUUGGGUUAAUAAAGCUUGACUUGAAAACGAGAUCUGAAAAUGGACUGGAAUUUACAAGCUCAGGUUCAGCAAACUCAGAAACAAGCAAAGUUAGUGGUAGUUUGGAAACAAAAUACAAAUGGGUGGAAUAUGGAUUGAUGUUCACAGAAAAGUGGAACACUGACAACACACUAGGCACUGAGAUCACUCUGGAAGAUCAGCUUGCACGGGGCCUGAAGCUGACCUUUGACUCCACCUUCUCUCCUAACACUGGGAAAAAGAGCGCUAAAAUAAAGUCAGGAUACAAGAGGGACCACAUCAACCUCGGCUGUGACAUGGACUUCGAUAUCGCGGGGCCCUCGAUACGCGGGGCCCUCGUGCUGGGCUACGAGGGGUGGCUGGCGGGCUACCAAAUGACCUUUGAGACAGCCAAGUCCCGGGUAACCCAGAGCAACUUCGCUGUUGGCUAUAAGACUGAUGAGUUCCAGCUUCACACUAAUGUGAACGACGGAACGGAGUUCGGCGGCUCCAUUUACCAGAAGGUGAAUGAUAAACUGGAAACAGCCGUGAAUCUCGCCUGGACAGCUGGAAAUAGCAACACUCGCUUUGGAAUAGCAGCCAAGUAUCAGAUUGACCCAGAUGCCUCUUUUUCCGCUAAAGUGAACAACUCCAGUCUGAUCGGGUUAGGAUACACUCAGACUUUAAAGCCAGGUAUCAAACUGACAUUGUCAGCUUUGCUGGAUGGCAAGAACGUCAACGCGGGUGGUCACAAACUUGGUCUAGGACUGGAAUUCGAAGCAUAAGGAGUGAUUUCCCAAUUGCUAAUCUGAAAACACAGCAUAGCUACCUUCAGAAUAUAGUGUACCUUUCAAUGUUUUGUCUGGGGUGCGAGUAUUGCUACGUAUCAGUCCUGCUAGUCCUGGUUAAAGACAGCUAAGCUUUAAAAAUGAUGUUGUUAAAGAAGCGGAGACAAAAGCAUAAAAAAAAAAAAAAAUCCUAAUGCCAGGCUUUUUUUCUUCAUGUAAUUGCUCAUCACAUCUGUCAACUGCCACGUGCUAGGAAGGAGGAAGGCGCUGAUUACCUCUGCUAACGUGUUGAUGGCACAAGGGACGUGUUGAUGUGGUCUCAGACCUGAGGAUUUCGGUGCAGACCCUACACUCCAUUGUACUGUUAAUUCCGUGAGCAAAACCUUCCGACACUCGGGGUUUCGGCUGACGAGGGAAUGUGCAAACUUGUCUGAAAAAGGGAUUUUAAAAUAUUCUUUUUUUUUUUUUUUUUUUUUUUUUUUAGCUCUGUAUUCCAUGAAUGGUUUGUUUGUCUUCUUUGGUUAUCCCCACCCCUCCAGCUGUCUCCAGAAUGCUUGAGGUUGUCCACCUUGUCCAAGUGCGUCUCGGAGGAGGUUUGAUGUGACUCAGCCAAUACUGCCUGUCCUGUGUUGUGGUUCCUUCCCCUUGCACUGACCGGAAAGCUUGUAAAAACAGACAGAAUCAGGGAAGAGUCUUUGCAACUGCAAUCACACGGUUGCAUCGCUGAAUCUAAAACGGGAAGUUUUGUUUUAUUACCACUUUUUUUUAGCAACUAAAUGGGUACAUUUUUAGAGAGUCUUCCAUUUUGUGUGGAACUAGACCCCAAAAUGCUGUACUUGACACUACUAAAAAUGGAUAAAAAAACCCAAACCCGACUUGAAUAAAAUAUUGAAAUGUCACUUUUUA